Messenger RNA from Ylistrum balloti, 1074 nucleotides. RefSeq names its product peptide chain release factor 1-like. Bases 1 to 1074 code for a protein of 357 amino acids. Lineage: Eukaryota; Metazoa; Mollusca; Bivalvia; Pectinida; Pectinidae. Gene Ontology annotation, biological process: translational termination. The transcript has a single exon. The record is from RefSeq and is a predicted model, not a curated record. Gene Ontology annotation, molecular function: translation release factor activity, codon specific.
AUGUUUGAAAAGCAAUUAGUUGCCAUUAAAGCUAACUACAAGUUAUUAAGAGAAAAACUCUCCGACCCCAAUUUAAUUAAGGAUCCACACAACUAUAAAAAAACCAUUCAUGAAUUUAAUCGAUUAGAAGAAAUUCAUUCUCAUUCGCAAGAGAUUAAAAAAACCGAGACCAAGGUUUCAGAUUAUAAGAAAAUGCUUAAGGAAGAAAAAGAUCAGGACAUGGUUUCCUAUAUCAAAGAAGAACUCACUACUGAAGAAGCUUCUCUUGAUAAACAAAGGGAAAAACUAAAAAUUCUCAUGCUUCCUAGAUCGCUUGAAGACAAUCGGAAUGUCGUUAUGGAAAUUCGAGCUGGCACUGGUGGAGAAGAAGCAAGUUUGUUUUCUGCAGACCUCUUUAGGAUGUAUUCUUUUUUUUGCGAAAAAAAAAAAUGGAAAUUAGAAACCCUAUCCAGUUCUUCAAGUGGACUUAAAGGCUUUAAAGAAAUUAUUUUCUCAAUUACUGGAAAAAGUGUUUUUGAAAGCCUCAAAUAUGAAACUGGAGUGCAUCGGGUUCAAAGAAUUCCCCGGACUGAAACCAAUGGAAGAAUUCACACCUCUACCGUUACCGUAGCUGUUCUUCCGGAAGCUGAGGAAAAAGAUAUUGAAAUAUUAGAAAAGGAUUUAAAAAUCGAUACCUAUCGUGCGAGUGGCGCUGGAGGGCAACAUGUUAACACGACAGACUCUGCCAUUCGCAUCACUCACCUUCCAACCAAAGUCGUCGCAACCUGCCAAGACGAAAGAUCACAAUCAAAAAACAGAAAUAAAGCCAUGGUGAUUCUAAGAGCAAGAUUAUAUGAACAGCAACAAAAACAAUUUAAAGAAAACCAAGACCAACAGAGAAAGAGCCAAAUUGGGACUGGAGAAAGGUCCGAAAAAAUAAGAACUUACAACUAUCCCCAAUCUCGAAUCAGUGAUCACCGAAUUCAAUUAACCCUCUACCGGCUUGAAAGUUUCAUGGAAGGCAAUAUUGAAGAGGUAAUCGAAAAACUUAAAGAAAAAGAAAACAAAGAAAAAAUUUUGGCUUUUAACUCCUAA